AUGCUUCCAAAAAUCACCUGCCUAGUUAUUGUGUUUCUUUCUGUGACAAUAGUAGGAACUAUAGCAAACAUUUUCCUUUUUACAUUUUAUAUAUUAAAUGUCAUUGCUGGCCACAAGAUAAGUUCUCUAACUUUUAUUUUCAUCCAGCUGAGCUUGGUGAACUCCACUAUGCUUAUUAGCAAGGGAGUUCCACAAAUAUUGCAGGGUUUGGGGUGGAACUUUUUCUUGGAUAAUGUUGGAUGCAAAGUUGUAUUUUACUUUCGCAGAGUGAGUCAAGGCCUUUCAAUUUCCUUGACUUGCCUCCUGUGUACCUUCCAGGCCAUUACCAUUAGCCCAAGUAAUUCCAGGUGGGCAGAGUUCAAAGUUAGAGCCACACAACAUACCACCCCCUUUUAUCUAUUCUGUUGGAUCCUCAAUCUGCUGAUAGAAAUUCCUGUACCAAUAAGUACAAGAGGCCCAAGAAGCAGCAACAACAUUACAAAUGUGUUUGAUCAUGUGUUUUGUACUUCAGAACAUAUUAUGCAUGUGUAUUUAAUAAUGACCAUUUUCAGAAAUAUGCUAUGUUUGGGGCUCAUGUUUUCAGCCAGUGGUUACAUGGUGCUUCUCCUACACAAACACAAUAAGCAUGUCCAGAAAAUUCUGAACUCCAAUCUCUUACCCAAAAGGCACCCUAAGAUCAGAGCAACACAAACCAUCCUUUUACUCAUGAGCACAUUUGUCAGUUUUUACACACUCAACUUGAUUUUAACUCUUUUUCUCAGUUAUUUUGACCAAAAGUCUCCCUGGAUGUUGUCUAUCUCUAUCUUCCUGUCACUAUGUUACCCAACUAUCAGUCCUUUUCUGUUGAUCCCCAGACUUCCCAGGCAAACCUCUAAUUUCUGGUCCAAGUAA
Molecule: messenger RNA, 891 nt
Organism: Dromiciops gliroides (monito del monte)
Lineage: Eukaryota; Metazoa; Chordata; Mammalia; Microbiotheria; Microbiotheriidae
Product: vomeronasal type-1 receptor 2-like
Exons: 1
Coding region: 1-891 (296 amino acids)
Biological process (GO): G protein-coupled receptor signaling pathway
Cellular component (GO): membrane
Molecular function (GO): pheromone receptor activity
Source: RefSeq, a predicted model, not a curated record